This is a messenger RNA of Pestalotiopsis fici W106-1, 573 nucleotides long. RefSeq lists its product as uncharacterized. The record is from RefSeq and is a predicted model, not a curated record. Bases 1 to 573 code for a protein of 190 amino acids. Lineage: Eukaryota; Fungi; Ascomycota; Sordariomycetes; Amphisphaeriales; Sporocadaceae. The transcript is spliced from 2 exons.
AUGGCAGAAGAAAACCAAUGGAUACUGGACGCCCUCGAUGGUCAGUCUCCCUAUCUACCUACCUGGUUCCCUAACGCCCAGCAGCGUCGUCAAAGAAACUGUACUCGCAAGGACCAAGCUAACAUUUCCUCCAUCGUCAACAGGCGUCCUCCCCGAACAAACGGUUCAACACUCCUCAACGGCACAGUUGCGGCGCUGUACCCCAUCUUGCAACCGAUACUGGUGCGCGUUGGCACGAUGCUGUCCGACAGCCCAGACUUUGUCUUUGUCCUCUCGCUUGUCGCCAUCUUCUUUGCCGUCCUGCAGACCCUGCUGUGGGUGCACCGCAUCAUGAUGUUCUGGACCCGCCUGCUCGGUCGUCUGCUGCUGUGGAGUCUGGUGGCUGCGGUCCUCGCCAUGGCCUGGCAGAGAGGCCCCGAGGCCGUCAUUCGCGAUGCUGUCGUGUUUGUGAGCAAGGCCGCCGGCUACGCCGCCUUGGUCAAGGACAUUUGGCUGGCCGAGUACAACAAAUAUGAUGCACAAACCAAGAACAGCGGGAGAAAGGUUGGUGCCGGCAGGAGAGGUGGAAAAUAA